Messenger RNA from Iphiclides podalirius (scarce swallowtail), 1275 nucleotides. Lineage: Eukaryota; Metazoa; Arthropoda; Insecta; Lepidoptera; Papilionidae. The record is from the annotation of a GenBank genome assembly.
AUGAAAGGACUUUCAUACAAUUCAAAAUACAAAAAGGAUUUUAUUUAUAAGAUCAGCGAUUACUUCUACUGCGAGAUUUGUAACUAUGUCACGGAUUUGGCCUCGGUCACCAACCACGUAAAAGACUAUAAGCAUUUGUUUCGCAAGACCAACCCCACCAACUCGAUUAACAGUAAUAACGUGACCCGCAAGAGAAACGGCUUGGUCAAUUACCACGGGAUGACCAUGACCAAAUUCCAAUGGCACGGUAUCGUUGAUAAUCAUUGCGUGCUUUGCAACGUUCCAAUACAGGACGCUGAGCACAUCAAACGAUCCGAUCAUAUGGUAGCUUUGGUCCAAUCUAGAAUGAUGGUCAACGAUGACUUGCAAUAUAUAAGAAAGAUCAAUAACUACACGAUGUACUGUUUUACUUGCCAAAAGUUCUUCGACAAGAAUUCGACGCAUAGUCAUGACAUUGCCGAUAAGACAAAAAGCUCCAUAGAAGAAUGUGAUAGAGCGCAAGGAGACGAACUGAAAAAAGCUAUCGUUAACAAAUUGUUAACGCCGGCAGACGAGGAGAACAAACUGUACAACGCUCUGAUAAAGAAGGAGAGAAAAUACUUUUACAUCGAUCUGGAGAACGGCAUAGCGAGGUGCUUCCAGUGCAAAAGUCCUGUAAGGAAGGUGACGCUUGAUAACCUGAUGGCUCACAGAAAGGCUCACAGCGCCGAGAAUGACGAUAGCGAUUCAAGCAACGACUCCUGCGUAUACGCCGAAAUUGUUGACCACGGCAAACGGAGAGCAGCUAUAGCGCAGUACGGGAAGAGGCAUUUCGUCAAACUGAACCAAGGCGGCAGCAAGGGCUAUUGCUCCAUUUGCGACGUCUAUAUCUCCGCGCAUUUGAGUAUGGUGAAGCAGCACGUUAGGGGCGCUCGCCAUCAGGGCAUUCUGUUCGCGAAAACCCUCAAGAAGGGUGUGCAUCAAGAUAACCGCAUAUGGUAUAAGCCGAUGAAGAAAUCCCUCCACGUUUACUUGAGGCAGAUACUUUUCACUGGCAAAUCACAAGUGGUCUGCAUGAAUAACAGCAUAUGCGUGGACGUAUUCAGCUUCAUGCUUAUAUUACCGAUAGGUGAUGACAAAAUAAAAUGUUUCACGUGCAACGAGAUAUAUAAAAGUACGGAAAUCUGCCAGCACUGCAAUACUGAUUUGCAUAUGAAUAAAUUAGUAGGUGCUUCUGUAAUGGACAUUGAUUACGAUUCGGAACUGGCCGAUGAGUUUGUACGGGAGGUAAGGGAG